Morchella sextelata is the source of this 210-nucleotide messenger RNA. RefSeq lists its product as uncharacterized. The transcript is spliced from 4 exons. NCBI's taxonomy places the organism in Eukaryota, Fungi, Ascomycota, Pezizomycetes, Pezizales, Morchellaceae. Bases 1 to 210 code for a protein of 69 amino acids. The record is from RefSeq and is a predicted model, not a curated record.
AUGGUUAAGUUCUGCAGAUAUGGCCUGCAAUUAGAUCUAUCUAUAUAUAAAUUCUAUUUAAAAGGAGUCCUGGGAAACAAGACCUGGCUAUAUUAUCAGAACAAUCUAACUUUAUAUACUCUACUGUCUAGUAAAUUAAGCAUGAACCUAUCGUUCAAUCCAUCAUCUUUACUGAAUGUGGUUAUCAGCUGUCUUUUCAAUUCGGCCUGA